AUGGACAUUUCUGCACAGAGAUUUGCCAUGAACGGAAGAAGCAUGAGACUCCCUCCUGGGUUUCGGUUCGAUCCCGAUGAUGAGGAUCUUGUGUUCGAGUAUCUCGCCAAGAAGGUCCUCCACCGUCCGAUGGACUUCGACCUCCCUGAGCUCCGUUCUUGCAAUGUUGAUCCUUGGGACUUGCUAGGAGAGAAGAACAAGGAAGUGUAUUACUUCGUGAAGAAGGAAGAGCGAGAGAGGAAGGGAAGAGAGACGUUAUCAGGUUACUGGGAAGAGUGUGAAGAAGAGGAAGUAAUGGAAGCUGGUGAUCGUGAAUGUGGUCAUUUAGAAGGAAGGAGAAAGACAUUUGCUUUCUAUAUUGGGAAAAAACCUCGAGGAACAAUAACUCCAUGGAUCAUGUACGAGUUCAGACUUCUUUCCUCUCGAGCUACAAGGUGGUCAUCGUCUCUUUUGCCUAGGGGUGAUUUAGGGAAAUGGAGGGCAGUGAAGGUGGUGGUGAAGGAAGAGAAUGAGGAAGAGAUGAUGGUGGAGGAUGAGCACGAGUCGGAUGAGUCUGAUGGCGAAGAAGUUAUUCAAAGCCGGUGACGACCAGGUUGAUCGAUGCCCAUAUAUUUAUAUGUAUUGGUUUUGUGGUGAAUCCAUUUGAGUUAGUUAUUAAUUAACUUAUAGUAUUGUUAGAAUAUUAGGGAACAUCUAGAUGAAAAUGAGGAUAUAUAUAUGCUCUAUUUGUCUUAUUGUCUUCCAAGCCUUUUGGAAUGUAAUUGAGGUUGUGGUGAAAGAUGCCAUGCCACAAGUUGCGUUCA
This is a messenger RNA of Capsella rubella, 803 nucleotides long. Its product is annotated as NAC domain-containing protein 41. Lineage: Eukaryota; Viridiplantae; Streptophyta; Magnoliopsida; Brassicales; Brassicaceae. Gene Ontology annotation, molecular function: DNA binding. Gene Ontology annotation, biological process: system development; regulation of DNA-templated transcription. The record is from RefSeq and is a predicted model, not a curated record. The transcript is spliced from 3 exons. Bases 1 to 585 code for a protein of 194 amino acids.